AGGAUGCUGCGGUUCCUGCGCCGGACCUUUGGCCGCCGCUCCAUGCAGCGCUACGCGCGGGGCGCGGCGGGGCGCGGGGCCGCCGGGCUGGGGGACGAGCGUGAUGGGGGGCUCCGGGGGGGCCCGGCUGUCGCCGUCGCCUCCUCGGCCCUGCCCGCUGCGCCCGGGGGCAGCGUGUUCCCGGCCGGUGGCGGGCCCCUGCUCACCGGCGGCGCGGCCGUGCACAUCUCCGCCGCCGGCGCGGCCAAGGCCACCCUCUACUGCCGCGUCUUCCUGCUCGACGGGACCGAAGUGAGCGUGGACCUGCCGAAACAUGCCAAAGGCCAGGAUUUGUUUGAUCAGAUCGUGUACCACUUGGACCUUGUGGAAACAGAUUACUUUGGCCUCCAGUUCCUCGACUCGGCCCAGGUUGCGCACUGGCUGGAUCAUUCCAAACCCAUAAAGAAGCAGAUGAAAAUUGGACCUGCAUAUGCUUUGCACUUUCGAGUUAAAUAUUAUUCUUCAGAACCGAACAACCUUCGAGAAGAGUUUACAAGGUACCUGUUUGUUUUACAACUCAGGCAUGACAUUCUUUCUGGAAAAUUGAAGUGCCCCUAUGAAACAGCUGUGGAACUAGCUGCUCUCUGUCUGCAAGCAGAGCUUGGGGAGUGCGAGCUUCCAGAACACACACCAGAGCUUGUGUCUGAGUUUCGGUUCAUUCCAAAUCAGACAGAAGCGAUGGAAUUUGAUAUCUUCCAAAGAUGGAAAGAGUGCAGGGGAAAGAGCCCUGCCCAGGCGGAACUCUCCUAUCUGAAUAAAGCGAAGUGGCUGGAAAUGUAUGGGGUAGACAUGCACGUUGUCAGGGGAAGAGAUGGCUGUGAAUAUUCUCUUGGACUGACCCCGACAGGCAUAUUAAUCUUUGAAGGAGCUAACAAAAUAGGCUUAUUCUUUUGGCCUAAGAUUACCAAAAUGGAUUUUAAAAAGAGCAAACUAACACUCGUGGUGGUGGAGGACGAUGAUCAGGGUCGUGAGCAGGAGCACACCUUUGUGUUCCGGUUGGACAGCGCCCGUACCUGCAAGCACCUGUGGAAGUGUGCGGUAGAGCACCAUGCUUUCUUCCGCCUGCGCACACCUGGGAAUGGCAAGUCCAACAGAUCUGACUUCAUCCGGCUGGGCUCCCGCUUCCGGUUUAGCGGGCGGACAGAAUAUCAAGCUACACAUGGCGCCAGGCUGCGAAGGACCAGCACCUUUGAGAGGAAGCCUAGCAAACGUUACCCAUCCCGGAGACAUUCCACGUUCAAAGCAAGCAACCCAGUGAUAGCUGCUCAGCUCUGCGCUAAAACAAAUCCUGAGGUUCACAAUUAUCAGCCUCCGUACCAUCCUAAUGUCCACUCCAGCCAACCCCGGUGGCACCCUCACUCUCCAAAUGUCAGCUACCCGCUCCCCUCCCCUUUGCUCAGUCCCUCGGACCGGCUGCCCUUUGGCAUUGAGGAGAACGGGGGUACACCAUUCCCUCCAAAAGCUUCUGGAAGACAUCACCACCAGCACCAGCAUCAUUCCAACUAUGGCCUCUCACUGACCCUGGAGAACAAAGAGGGGCCAUUAAGGUCCCCAAACUCCAGCAGCAAGUCCCUUACCAAACUGAGUCCAGGAGCACCUGCCCUGUUCAGCGAAGCUGCUGCCCAUCUGAAGAAGCUGGAACUGGAGACAGUGAAGGCUGCUGGGCCGUGGCCUGCUCUGCAUAUCAACAUCAAUAAGGCUGAAGAGAAGAAAGUUUCUGAGAAGACUCUGCAGACCCCACUGCUGCCUUCCCCCGUGGCUGAGCAUGUUAAGUGCAACAUCCUGAAGGCACAGUUGGAGAAUGCUUCCAGGGUGAAUGCUCAGAUUGGAAAAGAGGAACCAACGUUUGUAAAUAUCAGUAAGAAAUCCAGUCUUCAGGAUACGAACGUGAGAAGUCCUAUCCCAAUACGUGUGGAAACUGCCCAACCAGCUGUGGAAAAACCAGAAAUCAAGCCUCCCCGCGUGAGGAAGUUAACGAGACAAUAUAGUUUUAACCGCAGUGAUGAAGACGACCUCCCUCCAGACCUGGCUGAGGCUGUAGGAGCCACGACCACAAAUACCACAACUGCCACCACGCAAAUCUCAGUGCCGCUGGCAUCCCCCAAGGUCCAGAAAGUCACCUCACCUCAGAAGUCAGAAGGCAAGAACCCACUGUCCCCAGGGGCCAAGAGCCCCUGUGACCGAGCAGGCGCCUUCACUUUGGAGCCUGGUGACCUUCUGAUGGAUUUCACAGAAGCGACACCUCUGAUAAAAACAUUCCCAGCUGACCCACUGAGCCCGUUUCCUGAUCCUUUUACUACGGGGCCACCGUUUACCGCAGACUUUAGAGACAGUAAAUUACAAUGCUGUCCUGGCCAGUCUUCCCCACUGAUUCCAGCAGCGACCCUGAGGCCUUUGACAGAGACCGUGUCCACAGUGCAGACCAUCUAUACCACCCGGAAGCCUGUCUCCCUGGCAGCCAGUGCUGAGACACUCCGACAGGAACUGGAGAGAGAGAAAAUGAUGAAAAGACUGCUGAUGACUGAACUGUGACACUCCUCUUGUCGCCUGGAAGAUGGCACCGUGCCUUCUGUCCAUUUCCUUUCUCGGGGCCCUGUGUGCUCACUGGAGCACAGCACACAGUGUGUGCUGUGUUCGCCCAGGUCUCCAUGGCUAGCUAGCUAGCAGAAGCCCAGUGGGGGCAAAACUUUGUUGGAAAAGUUAUUUUAUGUCUCCUGAGCAUUAGAUGUUUGCUACUGCUCAAUAUAAUGGAGACAGGAUUUGGUAAGUCUAGGAGUAGCCAGAGGGGAAAGCAGAAAUUCCUACUCAGAAGUAUCUGGGAGCAUCUGUCAAUAACCACAGGGGUUAACAGAUGGAAUCUUUGGCUAACAAUCUCAACCAUGUGAUUUUGUCUGAUUGACACUUGCACCAAGCUUUGUUUGUUAAAAGGAUCAUUUGUACUGAGAGAAUAAUUCUUUACUGAUGGCUUUUCUCAUUUACACUGAUAAAUACCCAGAUCUUAUAAAGCCUUUUCUUUUCAUUCAGACUUGAGUAGAUGAACUAAAGAAAGGAAGUUUCAUAUUACCACAACAGGAAAGUCCUUCCACUUAAUCUGAAAAAAGAAUGUAUGAACUUGUUAAAGAAAUAGAAUUUACCAUUGGACCCCAAGUCAGAAAUUCUAGCUUACUUUAUUUAAAAUUUUCUUACAAGAUUAGGAGGAUUUGAUAUCAAGAAGAUUCCUUUGGAUUUUCCAGAAAGGAAAAUUGAUCAAUUCCUGUCCUAUUGCUAGAAACCUGACCAGAAGAAACUUUACUCCUUUUUUUAUAUAGUUUCAAGAGAUGUGUUUUUAAAUUUUUAUUAUGCAUUUGAACAACUUUGCAGGAAUAAAGGAACCCCCAGCCACAAACUUAACUCUAAAUUACUCCCCUAGCUUUCUCAGUGAAUAUGCACACUUUUUACAUAGCUUUGAUCAGUGCAUACAUUCUCUUUGUUCUUCCCUACCUAACACUUAGCUCCUUAACAGAUCCUACUCUUACCAACUUAAAUGUCUUUAUACCCAUGGAAUAUGACUAAUCUCACUUUUCCUCAUUACUAGAUAUUUGAGUUAUAUCCAUUUUUUUCACUCUUAUAAAUAGUGCUGCUAUGAAUGUCUUUGUAAAAAAAAAAAAGAUAAUCUGCUCCUUCCUUUGGAUUAUUCUCUUUGGGAAUAUAUUCAAAGAAGGAUUAUAAGGUCAAAGAGCAUGAAAUAUUUUAUAGCUCUUGUUUUAUAUUGCCAGAAUGCUUUCUAGAAAGAACCAAUCUUUGGGUUGGAAGGACCUUAAAGGUCAUCUAGUUUAACCCCUUACCACCCUGAAUGCUUGAAUCCCCACUACAAUUUAUGAUGCCACCAGCAAUGUAUAAGCAUUUGUAUUUACCAAUAGCUCUGCCAGUGUUGGGUUUUGCCAUUUUAAUUUAUUUUUUGCUAGUUUAAUAUAUAUGUAUAGUUCUUGAGACUUUUUUUUUAUUUCAUUAAUUGCUAGCAAGGCUCAGCACUUUUCCAUGUGAUGAUUUACUAGUUGUAUUUCCUUGUGUGUAAACCAUCCAUUCAUUUCUUAUGAUGGCUUGUUAAGUGGAAUUGAUCUCAUACAUUUGUACCAGAACUGUAUUUUUAUGUUGUUUUAUAUAGUUUGCUCUCCUGUCCCUUUCCUUAUAAAUGAAUGGUGCCAAUAAUUUGAUACUAAUGACUAUAAAAAAAAAAGCAAUGCUUCAUUUACUAGCUUUGCUGUAAGUGAGGUGUAUAGCAAAUAUUCAGAUAACCAAGGAGUAACCCUUUAAGUGCUGACUCUUUAAAAUUUUAAUAUUUUUUUGAGGGAAAUCUUUCUAAGGUGUAUUACACAAUUGCCUGCCUUAGUAACUAGUAUACUGGAGAGUAUUUAACCUUUUCUUGGUGAACCAUGGUCAUCAUUAUAGACACGAGCCCUUUUUGUACCUUGGUAUGGUUCAGUGAUGUCACCAGGCACUAUCAAGAAGUAUGGGGCUUAGCUUGGCCUUUGAUAGGCUAUGAUGCUCUUUCCACUCAUGGCUUUUUACUGCUGUCGGCUCUAUCAGUGGAACUAUUUGAGGCAAUUGUACUUUGGGGAGGUCUUUACCCCCCUUCCCUGGCACACUCCCAGCUGUACUUGUAAAAUGGCGUCAGCUAGCCUUUCUUUCAUGUUUCCAACACAAAAUGUGUUCCUGUAGAACAUGAGGCUGUCACCUCCUAGCAAUCCAUCAGCCUCUUCCCCUUCCACACUGCUUUGUGAGGUGUGUACUUCCCACCUCCUGCUCUAUAGUGGAAACCUCCAAGAGACACUGAAGUCUCCUGGGGAGCCAGGAAACACAUAUUUUGUAUUUCAUCGUCAUCAGGUUUGCUUUUGCUUCUGAGGAGGGAUGCAUGAACUUCUUGGCUGCUGUUUUCCCAGGAGCUCUGAGUCUCCUGCUUUGUCCUCACUUCCCCCUGGGUUCACAGGUGUUUCAGAAGUGUGAUGUCACUGGAAGUCUGAGCACAAAUAAGUUGGCUGUUACUGUAUAUGAAAACCCAGUACCUGUGGCAGCUCACCUCUGACCAGUAAAAUCUCGAGGAUUCCAUUGUUGAAGCUAUUUGUCCUGGUUAUUUGCUUACUUCCAAUGAAUGAUGGGUGCCUAGCAUUGUUACCUGGGUAGGAAACUCUGUACUGGGUCAAUACACAGCGACUAAAAGCAAUUGUACAAUUGCUUCACCAGUUUCAUGUACUUGAAACCAAAACAACAGCACCAUAAUGUCACAACAACACACAUUUUAGGUUCAGGAGAAAACCUCCUGAACUCAGAUAAUCAUUCUGAAGCUGAGUCCAACUUGUGGCUACCGAUUCCUGGUGGGGGUGAUGGGUUACUGCAAGAGUCUGGGCGUCCUCUACCUCAGGGCUUACGGAUUGUGAACUGCAUAGAAGAUACUCAGGCUUGAAAUGUUUGAAAAGGAAGUCCUUGAGCAUUCAGAAGAUCCCACCAGGAUGCAUUGAGAAUUUUAUAUUCCCCAAAUAGUACAGGGAUAUUUUGAUGUCAUUGUUCUUUUCUUUCACCAUCUCAAAGAUCACAGCUUUUUAAAAUAAUCAAAUAAAAUUCACCAUUUUGAUCAUCUUA
Dipodomys spectabilis (banner-tailed kangaroo rat) is the source of this 5655-nucleotide messenger RNA. It is a transcript of the gene Epb41l4b, whose product is annotated as erythrocyte membrane protein band 4.1 like 4B. The transcript has 25 exons. Bases 4 to 2571 code for a protein of 855 amino acids. The record is from RefSeq and is a predicted model, not a curated record. Gene Ontology annotation, molecular function: cytoskeletal protein binding. NCBI's taxonomy places the organism in Eukaryota, Metazoa, Chordata, Mammalia, Rodentia, Heteromyidae. Gene Ontology annotation, cellular component: cytoskeleton.